Messenger RNA from Acanthosepion pharaonis, 993 nucleotides. Lineage: Eukaryota; Metazoa; Mollusca; Cephalopoda; Sepiida; Sepiidae. The record is from the annotation of a GenBank genome assembly.
AUGAAUCUGUUUAAUAUCUUUCUGUUUCUUGCCUCUCUUAUCAUCAACUGUAAGAGAGUCUAUGAAUCAGAUUCUUUCCCCGCCGAAUGUUCAUGUAUUUCUCUUCGUUUUAAUUACAUUUCUCUGGGGCUGCUCUUUUUCAAUUUCAUUUUCCUUGCCAAUCAUCUAACUCUCCUCUCCCUACAACCAUCGUUUGAUAUCCUUGUUUCCUUUGCUACAUCCUUCUACCAAUUCUUUAACACUUUCUUCCCAUUCUAUCCUCUUCGCAUUUCAGUUCAUCUAUCCUUCAUGUUUCUCCUCAGGAUUCAUCUGACUCUCCUCUCACUUAACCUCCCGUUGAUAACAUCUUUCCUGUUUCUUCUGCACCCUGUGUCUCACACUUAUAUUUCCUACUCUUCCCUUUACCCUUUCUAUUUUCCCCCUCACGCCUCUCAGCCAGUAAAUACUUUGCAUUCCCCUUACUGCUAUCCUCUUUCUCCUGUUCCUUUCUCUAACGCUGGUAAUGUGUGCCCUCUUUAUUUAGAACCUAUCGUUUCCCACAUCUUACAUUCUAAACUCUUCUUCUUUCUCUUUGUAUUAUCUCCCCUUCUCUAUUCACUUCUUCUUUCUAUUUGUAAUAAUUCCCCCUCUCUAUUCACUUCUUACAUUCAAAACUCUUUUUCUUUCUCUUUAUAUUAUCUCCCUCUCUCUAUUCACUUCUUAUAUUCCAAACUCUUCUUCUUUCUCUUUCUCCCCCCAUUUCUAUUAUGUUUAUAUUCACUUCACUGCUCUGUUAUCACUACACUCCCUGUCAUGCUAUCAAAUGAUUUCUGCUUUCUUUAUUUCGCAUCAAUCGUUUCCAACUCUUCCUUUCCCUCUUUAUAUUUUAUACCCCUCUCUUUUCAACUCUUACUUCCUACAUAUUUUCUCCUUAAUAUUUCCUCUAUCUCUUCUCUCACUCACUCUCACUCAGGUAACACCCACCUCUAUUCCUUUACAUCUUUCUUCUCCUAA